Glycine soja is the source of this 960-nucleotide messenger RNA. Its product is annotated as glutaredoxin-C5, chloroplastic-like. NCBI's taxonomy places the organism in Eukaryota, Viridiplantae, Streptophyta, Magnoliopsida, Fabales, Fabaceae. The record is from RefSeq and is a predicted model, not a curated record. Bases 68 to 568 code for a protein of 166 amino acids. Gene Ontology annotation, molecular function: glutathione disulfide oxidoreductase activity. Gene Ontology annotation, biological process: cellular response to oxidative stress. Gene Ontology annotation, cellular component: cytoplasm. The transcript has 4 exons.
ACGGGGAUAGCGUGGCAUAGGCAUAUACACCAAAGAAGUGGAACUGAGCAGAAUCAAGAAGAGAAGAAUGGCAUUGGCAUUGGGUAACAUUGUUGCUCUUCCUCUCUCAAACUUGAAACCUUCUCUAAAGUUAUCUUCUUCUUCAUCCUCUUGUUGUAUCACCAAACUCUUCCCCAUUUCCCGCAUCAAUGUCUCUCCCACCUCGGUAUUAGUUCGAGCCUCUUCCUCAUCCUCUUUCGGGUCUCGCCUCGAAGACACCAUCAAGAAGACCGUAGCUGAGAACCCAGUCGUCGUUUAUUCCAAAACCUGGUGCACCUAUUCUUCCGAGGUCAAAAUCCUCUUCAAAAAACUCGGCGUCGACCCUCUCGUAUUCGAAUUAGACGAAAUGGGUCCUCAAGGGCCACAGUUGCAGAAGGUAUUGGAAAGGAUCACAGGGCAACACACUGUGCCAAAUGUAUUUAUUGGUGGCAAACACAUUGGCGGCUGUACAGAUACACUGAAGCUGUACCGGAAAGGAGAACUAGAACCUUUGCUAUCAGAAGCGAAUGCUAAAAAAACUGAGAGCUAAGCUGUUGACUGGCAUUCUAAAGGGAACCUGAUCCCCUUACCAAUUUGUUACUUUGUAGGUCAAUGCAGUUCUCUCAAUGUUAUUGUUAUUCACAAAUGCUGGUUGAAAGAAACCAGAGCGCACUGAUAACUUCAAACAUUGGCGUUUAGUCAGGAACUUAUGGUUACAAAUAUGCAGUUGAAUGGUUUACAGAACUAAAGUUGCAACUUAGGAUUGUACCUGGAAUAAUUGUAUUUUAUGUAUUUCUAUUUUUCUUCUUAGUUGGGUAAUGAUUCUACUUGGCCAUUUGCUUUAGAUGCAUUGGCACCAUUGUCAUGCUCAAGCCAAAGUACAAUUAAUUCAUAAUACAAUAAGGCACAAUCUAAAUCAUUCUUCGAAGUUCAUAUGUUGUA